Hevea brasiliensis (rubber tree) is the source of this 845-nucleotide messenger RNA. RefSeq names its product PITH domain-containing protein At3g04780. The transcript has 8 exons. Lineage: Eukaryota; Viridiplantae; Streptophyta; Magnoliopsida; Malpighiales; Euphorbiaceae. The record is from RefSeq and is a predicted model, not a curated record. Bases 120 to 650 code for a protein of 176 amino acids.
AGUAUAUGACGAUCUUUGUCCUAACACAAGACAACAGUGCUCAUUCUCUUUGCGUGUGCUUCCUCUUUCUAUUAACUUGUCUCUUUCUAUACUCUCAUUAAGCACUGCAAUUCAAAAUCAUGUCUACAGAAUCAGCCAGUGCAAUUCAAAAAAGCCAAGUUGAUCUGGUAGACUUCGUUGAUUGGUCCGGAGUUGAAUGCCUUAAUCAAAACUCCAGCCACUCUCUUCCCAAUGCUCUUAAACAGGGAUAUAGAGAAGAUGAUGGUUUGAAUCUAGAGAGCGAUGCAGAUGAGCAGUUGUUGAUUUAUAUACCUUUCACUCAAGUUGUUAAACUGUACUCUGUCGUUGUCAAAGGACCUGAGGAAGAAGGUCCUAAGACUGUAAAACUUUUCUCAAACAAGGAGCAUAUGGGAUUUAGUAAUGUCAACGAAUUCCCUCCUAGUGACACUGCAAUUUUAUCACCAGAUAAUCUCAAGGAAAAACCUGUAGUCUUGAAGUAUGUUAAAUUUCAGAAUGUUCGCAGUUUGACAAUAUUUAUUGAAGAUAACCAGUCAGGUUCUGACAUCACUAAAGUCCAAAAGAUUGCUCUGUUUGGAACAACGGUGGAAACAACAGACAUGAAGGGCUUGAAGAAGAUUGAGGAUCAUUGACAGUAUACGGGUGCUAAGAAAGGGUUGAAGUUUCUUGCAACCGCUGUUAAAUUUCUCAUUUGUGUUUUUCUAAGUUAAAACCAGUUAUUAUAAAUAUCAAACAAUUUGGUGCCUGAAAGUUUUGUGGCUGUUAUUUCAACCUCUCUCGUCCUGGAAAUUUGGCAAAUUCCUAGAAUUCUGUGAUGUUUUUACCAA